AGCCCAGCAGGCACUGUGAUAUGUUACAGCUCUUUUGCAACAGGGACAAAAACGAGCAGCUUGUUCUUUCCGGUAUGAGCUGAGAGUCUCAUGUUUCAGCUCCUCCUUCACAUUCCAGGCCUGCCCAGGCUCCUCCACAAAGAUUUCAAAAAUGGAGCCUUUCACAACUAGUUAUCCUCUGAAAUACUCAGUGCACAAAGCCAGGAUCUUUGUUGUCUUCCUGUCAAUGGUUUUGUGCACCACCAUUCUCUGCCUGCUGCAACUCAGGUUUUUUAAACCUAAAAUCAAAGAUUUUUAUUCUUUUGAAGUCAAGGAUUCACGAGGAAGGAUUAUUUCUUUGGAGAAGUACAGAGGGAAAGCAACUUUGGUUGUAAACGUGGCCAGUUACUGCCAAUACACAGACAAAAAUUACAUCGCCCUGCAAGAGCUGCACAGAGAGUUUGGUCCCUCCCACUUCACUGUGCUGGCGUUUCCCUGCAACCAGUUCGGAGAAUCAGAGCCUGGCUCAAGCCAGGAAAUAGAAUCUUUUGCCAAAGGAAACUAUGGAGUAACAUUCCCUGUUUUCCACAAAAUCAAGAUCCUAGGAUCAGAAGCAGAUCCCGCCUUUAAAUUUCUAAUAGAUUCUUCAAAGAAAGAGCCUCGAUGGAAUUUCUGGAAGUAUCUUGUUAACCCUGAGGGUAAAGUCGUGAAGUUCUGGAGACCUGAAGAGCCAAUAGAAAGUAUCAAACCAGAGGUAACAUCAUUAAUCAGGCAGAUUAUCAUGAAGAAAAGAGAAGACCUCUGAAAAAGCUGUUCAACUCCAUGGUUCUGGACUGGCUCCUGCAGUGGCCUCAAGAACACUGAAGUUACUGACACAGUGAGGCACUCAGUACUUUGCAGAAGGGACCAUCAAUUUGCAUAAAGGGUUUAUGAUUCCUUUUCAACAGCUAAUUAAAAAUUUCACCAGCAGGUAAAUAGUUAGAAAGAAGGUUUAUUAAUAAAUUACUCAUAUUUACACAGUUUUUUUCCCCCAUCUACCAGUAACACAGAGAUUUUAUAUUCUAUUAACACAUAAUUACCCUGUCAAGAAAGACAUGGGACCCAGAGACAUCCAUAGCAGGGUUUCAUAUAUAUAACUGAACAUACCAGCUUUGCAAUAUCUUCUCAAGGAAGACUACUGAACUGUGAAACUGCCCGUUGCAAAAAAAUGUACAUGGAAAAUAAAAUUAUUAAAAGAAGCACCAAAACUGAAAUAAAGUUUGCUUGCUGCUUCAUA
Molecule: messenger RNA, 1255 nt
Organism: Passer domesticus (house sparrow)
Lineage: Eukaryota; Metazoa; Chordata; Aves; Passeriformes; Passeridae
Gene: GPX8
Product: glutathione peroxidase 8 (putative)
Exons: 4
Coding region: 152-784 (210 amino acids)
Biological process (GO): response to oxidative stress
Molecular function (GO): glutathione peroxidase activity
Source: RefSeq, a predicted model, not a curated record